Ceratitis capitata (Mediterranean fruit fly) is the source of this 6242-nucleotide messenger RNA. RefSeq lists its product as uncharacterized. The transcript is spliced from 10 exons. Bases 458 to 5353 code for a protein of 1631 amino acids. The record is from RefSeq and is a predicted model, not a curated record. Gene Ontology annotation, molecular function: phosphotyrosine residue binding. NCBI's taxonomy places the organism in Eukaryota, Metazoa, Arthropoda, Insecta, Diptera, Tephritidae.
CAAUUAAAAAUUAAAUACUAAAAAUACAAAAUACGUGAAUCCUGUGCGGUUAACACGGUUAAUGGAAUAUUUUGCACAAAAUACAAAUAAUAUAAUUACACACAUACACACGUGUAUGAACAGCUAAAUCUUUUGUUUAAUAAGAAACCUACAAAUUAAAAAAAAUAAAGCAAAACAUAAAACGAUAUAUAAAAAUUCAAAAUUCCGUGUGGUUCCUUGCAUCUCGUUAGUUCAAAUAUUAUUACAUACAUACAUACAUACAUAAAAUAUUAUGUAAAUAGUUCCUGCCGCUUGUCUCACGAAGAAAUGUAAAAAUGCCACAACCGAGCUCAACAUCUUAUCAACAUUAAUUUCGUACACAUGCACAUACGCACAAACUGGCACACAUACAAACGCUCAUGCAUGCAACGCUAUCACUGAACCAACGCACAAAUCCACUUAGCACGUGCACAGCGUAAUGGAACGUAUGUGGCGAAAGGUCAAUAACAGUUUCGGCGGACGAUCGUCGAAAACAACGGCGGCAGCAGCAGCAGCAACAGCCGCAUCAACAACAACAACCGGUAUACAACCCAAUGCAGCAGACAACACGAGUUUGGCUGGGGGAUUUUGUGAUGGCAACAUUGUUGCGCCCACCACUACAAUAACGGUCGCUGGUGGCAGCAACACGGUCAAUAUGCCUUCCAGCACCGCCACGGGGCGACGCUUGGCUGCCAGCGGCUUACUGCCUGCCGUUACAAACACUGCCAAGGAUGACAAAAACUCCAGAGCUCAAUAUCCGAAAUCACUGAGCCAGCAUGUGUUGCAUGCACACGCAUCUGCCGAUCGGCGUAGGCGACGUCGACGUAAGAGUCGACCGCGUCGUAGUGGCGUUAGUUGUGUGGGCGGCGGUGGUGGUGAUAAUAUGUCUUCCUCUGGCGGUUUUUAUACAAUGAAGGACUCUACCGAUGGCAGCCAUCGCCAUCAUCGUCAGGCAAGACAUUCAUCGAGCCGUCUAAUGGCUACCUCAGCACCCAGCGGCACUGUAAUGAUGUAUCCCAAUCCGAGUCGCACUUUAGAUUCUCUACAAACUGAGGCAGCAACAGCUGCUAUGAUAGCCACAACCGGUACUACUACAGCGGCAGGCCCAGCAACGGCAGCGACGCCGGAUAUUUCGUUGCGUCAACGUGCUGUGGCCAAGCUGCGCAUGUUCAAUUUUCAUCUCAACUGGGAUUUGCAUAUGACUCAUUGUAAGCCCUGCGGACCACGACUCAGCGGUGGCGGCAGUGGUAAUAUUAUAAUGAGACGCUUGUGCCGCAAUAGACGUCACGAAGAUAACGAAUUGUAUCGUUCCAAUAGCUUCAAAUUCGAAAGGUUCGAACGUAAGGAAUGCAUUGAUGAGCUAACUGAUACCAUGAAGAAACAGAUAGCCAUUUGUGAUGAUUACAGUUUACCGGUUGACUUUGUUAAGAAACGGCCGUCCAGUUUUGAUCCUUGUUUAGCCGAAUCUAUACCUACAAAUCUAGCAAAUUGGCCACAGCCCAGUCCAAAAGCCGAAUUCGCCACAGGUGUCAACAACGAACAGCGCGAAAAUCAACAAACUCACACUCAAGACUUGGAGGCGGCACUCCCACCACCACCGCCGCCGCCUGCUUCCUUAUCGACAUUACCAACAAAUAAUCAUAAUAAUAUUAAUAACCAUAAUAAUAAUAAUAAUAAUAAUAGCGCAUUAAAUAUUUUAACAAACAAUUUUGCGCCCAACAACACUACAUUGCUACUUGCCAGCCAAGCGGCAACAAAUACAUCAACAACAACACAAACAUUUAACUCACACUCAAUUCAAACGAAAUCCCAUAAUCAACAUAUUCCUCAAUCUCAAUCACAAUCUCAAUCACACUCUCAAUCCCAAUCACAAUCCCUGACACAAUUUCUUCCGCAAGCCCAUCCGCCCUUGCCUACAACGACAAUACGACACGCUGCGAUUAAGCUCAUAGAAGGCUACUCGGACCCCAAAGAUUCGAAGCGUCAGAAGAAACUCCAGCACAAGCGUGCCAGGCGUAGGUUGAAAAAUAAAAAACAACAAACGCAACAACAGCUGAGCAACGUUAAAGAGCAGGCGAAAACUAAACGUUCGAAUUGCACUUCAGAUUCGUCGGGACCAAAGUCUUCGGACGAUGAAAACAACCUUUCGUUAAAAGCGCCCGAACUCAAUUCGCCAGACAGUAUCUCCGAUGAUCUUGUGCAUCCAUUGCCUACACAAUUGUAUCGGAGUCCACGUAAACUGGUAGCUGUACCAGCGGAGACCAACAAACGUAACCCAUCGCCAUACUACUACUCUGACUUACUAAAGCCGAAGGAUAACGAAGAGGGUGCGGUUGAAAAGGAUAUAAAAAGUAAAAGUCGCCAAUCCACAGCUUCUGAACCGCUACAAUUAACGCAACCAAGCGUAGAUGUAGUUGCCUAUCGGAAGAGCACAAGUCUUGACAUACCAGAGCAUAAGGAGCACGAGCAAAACGAGCAAAUUGAAACUAUUCAAAGCACGCCCAUCCCACCAACAGCAACAGCGACUACAGCGCCGGUUGCGCCCAAUGAGACACCGAAACGUUACUCAUUCACCGAGGAGGGCGUGCAUAUAAUACGUUGUGACUCGCCAACCACAUCGACCUCGGAAGAGUCCGAUUGCAGUGAGUGUCAAAAGCGACGGCAAUGGCAUGCAAAGGCCUUGGCGCUGGUACGCAAAACAUGUAAUAUACAACCGUUGAGUGUGGGCACGAAUCCAAAUCCAAUUGUUAGCAAUAAUCAGACUGACGAUACCAGGAACUUGCCGCUAGUGGAAGACAAUUCGUCGAUGCCGCCGCAUAAACUGUUGGGACCGGCAAUUUGCGCCUGCGUUGGACCGACACUUGGCGACGAUAUAGACGAAUUCUUUCGACCACGUAGCAUAUUCUAUGUCCAUCCACAAGGCGUGCACGAGUGCGCAGACUGUCAUCCCACUGUAAACAAUACAACAAACUCCGGCCAUAGAAAUGUAUUUGAAGCCGAGCAGGGUGAAUUUCAAUUAAAAGCUCACACACUAGCCGAGGGCGAGGACGACGAGAUGUCUGGCCGUACGCGACAAUUAUAUGAGACCGCAUUCGAUUGUAAAAUUGCCAAAUCGGACGAUGAUCUCGAUGAGGUCGAUCGCAUAACCAAUCAUUCGGUAUUAUUUCAGACGAACAGCAAUAGUGCGGGCGCAAUUAAGAAGCCUGAAACUCGCUCGACAACAACCAAAUCCAAUCAGAUUAAAUCUCGACUCGAAGGUAAGAGAUUGAAAAAUUCGAAAAAUCACGCCAUACAAGAGAAGAGCAGCAACUCGGGCGGUAAUGCGAGUGGUAGCGGCUCGCCACUAUCGAUUCAACCCACAGAUGGUGAUCCGAAUAAGAAUGGCGAUUUCCAGUGCAAUUUGUCAAAUCUUGCAACGGGCAUCGAGAAGCUACACAUACGCGAACAACUUACCGACCAACAACAGCAGCAACAGCAACAGCAACAACAAGCGGAAGUGGCCUCAACUUCCACAUCACAAUUGCCCAUACGGGGCUAUACACCAUCGCCACCGUCAACUGCACCUCUACCGAUUAAAUUUCCCGGCAAACAUGAACGCUUGCUAAUGAACAGUAUAAAGAGCGCGCCCAACUUGCCAUAUACAAAUCCAGCACAUCCACGUCUACGCGACUUACGUCUUCCAUUACAGUCUUCGCUACGUCAGCAACACCAGCAGCAUACAUCCUCAAUUGGUACGAGUAAUGAGAAUAGUUUGACGGAUAGCGCUUACGUCAAUCCGCCAUCCUCGACUUCACGUAACAUACACAACAUGCCGGCGGCGCACGGUUCUAGAGCAAGGGAUAGACCACGUUCGUUUGUAAUCGAAUCGGGGCGUGUAUUGGAACUGCGUAAAAGCCACGUCUCCCACCGCCACCAUGUGGGCAGUGACGGUCGGCGAGUACAUAAUUAUUCCUCGACCGAGAGCAUUGCCACAUCGAGUAGUGGUGGUAGCAUGGAAUCAUUACGUUCGAGUACCAGUGAAGGAAAUCGUAGUACUUCCAGUUCAGAGUCAAGGAAUUCAACGUCGUUGAGUUCACAUAGCUCUGAAUCUGGUAGCUCGAGCGUUGCGCUCCCAUUGCGAGCACCCAUUGUCGUACACUCGAAAUUACAUAUCUUAAGUCCAAUCUCUGACAAGUCUUCCCAAGAACCAGCUUCCGAAUUAUCCGAACAUAAUAAAACCCAACACACAACACCCGAAGAAAUCACCCAGCUUGGACAAUUUACACAGUCGCACCAGCAUCAGCACACAGUUAGUGUGCACGUCUCAAGUUCGAAUCCGGAAAAUAUCCGACCGUUACAACAAAGCCAAACGGAUGUAUUGAAGAAGAAGAAAGUACCCGCAAAUAAGACACUACUCAAUUUAACCGAUGAAAUAAUCGGUUCGGAUAGUGGCAUCUCAUUACAUUCGCGUGAGGACUCGAAAUUAAGUGCUGGUGGCCUACAAAAAUUCACACUUCCAAAGCUUAACUUCACACAGGCUGACAAAACGAAUGAGAGCAGUACUAGCGCGGCGGCAACGGCGGCCAACUCGACCGGUGUACCGCAAGAGUUGCGUGAUCUACCAUUUGAUAUGCCAAAACUACGACGAAAAAAGACUUUACAGCAGGAGGCUUGCACUUCCGGCAGCGCAACGUCUGUGGAUCUAGGUGAUCUGCCGUUCGAUAUGCCGAAGUUGAGAAGGCGUUUGCGCACGAAUCAAAUAGAAAUCGGAAUCUUGUCCCAUAGUACUGAGUCCAGUGGUCUCUCACAAGCGUCCUCAAGCCAUUCAAUGCGCGAUGAAAACAAACUCAUCAUGAAAUUGGACGGCGCCGCAUUUCGUCAGAAUUUAACCUUAAACUUAAAUGAGUCGUCGCAACGUCAAACGAGUAAAUUCGGCAGCCUCGACACGCGUGGUCUUUCAUCCAACAAGGAACUCAAUUUGAAUAUUGCGCAAGGUUUUACGUCAGCGGUGGAUUUAAUCGAUAUAUCGAUACCACUCGAACGUCAAGGUUGGUAUCAUGGCGCCAUAACGCGUAUCGAAGCGGAAAACACAUUGCGUCCGCUUAACGAAGGCAGUUUCCUUGUGCGCAACUGUGAGUCCACCAAGCAAGAUUAUUCACUUUCACUUAAGGGUGCCAAAGGAUUUAUGCAUAUGCGCAUACAACGCAACGAAGCCGGUCAAUAUAUUUUAGGUCAGUUUAGUCGUCCAUUUGAAGCUGUUCCCGAUAUGAUACGACAUUUUUGUCUGAAUCGCUUGCCGGUUCGUGGCGCCGAGCAUAUGUGUUUGAUUGAGCCGGUCAUAGUUCAGCUGUUAUAGAGCUUUUUAUUAGAUAAUUUCCAAUUUACUUUAGAAAUGUAAAAUGAUUAAGUGCACACACACAUUCACGGCAAACUCACACACACACACACACAUGUAUACAUACGAUAAAAUCAUAUACAUAUGUAUGGGUAUGUGGCAGCUGUUUUACAGUUGCUUGGUUAGGUUGCAUAUACAUACAUACAUACAUACAUACAUAGAGAUAAACAUUGUUUACAAGAAAAAUUAAAAAAGAAAAUCACGUAAAAGUUAAAAUAAGACAAUACCAAGUUAAUAUUGAUGCAAUUGUGUACAUAUGUACAUAUAUACAUAUGUUUGUGUGUAUAUUUAUAUAUUUUUUCGCUUUCACAUGCCUACAUACAUACACGUAUGUAUAUGUACAUAUAUGUAUAACAUGCGUUCAAAUGUUGAAAUGCUGAGCAUGCAGUUUACUACUGACCAAAACUAUACUAGUCCAGAAAUCACCUAAUUGUAACUAGUUACAAAAAUGACAAUUAUUAGCAUUAAAUUAUUUUAUUUAAUUUUUUUUUUGUCAUGCGUUAAUUUAUGUUAUAUUGUGACGAAAUAAUGACGUGAACUGCGUAAUUGUGAUUUAUGAAAAGUGAUCAAGCGUCAAUUUUAUUGCAACUCGAUGCAAUCGGGUAUUUGUAAAAAAUUUCUAAAAAUUUCUAAAGCAAGUAAACAUGUAAAAAAAACAUACUCGUAUGUAUUUUCAAAAGUUAUCAUUGCUGGAUUUUUUUAUAUGAAACCUAAAUCUUUUCUGGUUCUGUUGUAAGAUUUUUGCAAACAAAAAAGGGAUAAUUAAAAGAAAAAAUAACCACAUGAAAGACAAUGUUGAGAUAAAGAUAACAUUUAGAUGAAAUUAAUAAAUAAAAAUCAAGAAUCACCA